Messenger RNA from Penicillium robsamsonii, 507 nucleotides. RefSeq lists its product as uncharacterized. Bases 1 to 507 code for a protein of 168 amino acids. NCBI's taxonomy places the organism in Eukaryota, Fungi, Ascomycota, Eurotiomycetes, Eurotiales, Aspergillaceae. The record is from RefSeq and is a predicted model, not a curated record. The transcript has 3 exons. Gene Ontology annotation, biological process: regulation of DNA-templated transcription.
AUGUCUGGCCUCGAGGCCCUUGCUGUCGCGGCCAGCACCAAAUUGUCUGUCAAACUAUUCUCCUUCUACCGACAAGUCAAAAAUUCCAACGAGUCCAUACAACUCUUAUCAAACGAGAUCACACUUGUCAGUGCCAUUUUGCGUGAGCUAGGUGACAGCUUGAAAGAAGAGGAGUCGUCCAAGCUCUGUUCAGAUGAGGCACUUCGGACUUUAAACCGUGUCUUAGAUCAGUGUCAGCAUGUGCUCGCACAGAUCCAGAGAGUGAUUGAUAGUAAUGACAGGACUGAUAAGUCUCGCUUUCAGCAAGUCACUGGGAAGUUUCGGCUAGUACUAGUUGAACCGAGUUUGGAUCAGCUAAAGAUGAGCCUGGAAAGGCUGAAGUCAACGAUGGUGCUUCUGCUCAAUGUGACUAUGUAUGGAGGCCAGAUUCGAAGAUACGGCCGUGAUAGCUUCUCAAGCUUCUUCUACACAGACCGCAAGCAGCAAAACGGCCAAUAUCGGGACUGA